Molecule: messenger RNA, 964 nt
Organism: Caenorhabditis elegans
Lineage: Eukaryota; Metazoa; Nematoda; Chromadorea; Rhabditida; Rhabditidae
Gene: fbxa-85
Product: F-box domain-containing protein
Exons: 3
Coding region: 14-937 (307 amino acids)
Source: RefSeq, marked reviewed
UUUUCAGCAAAAAAUGAAACCAGCUAAGAAGAUAUUGAACUCUAUGCCGUUGGAAAUUAUUCAUGAAAUUCUGAGCAAGCUGAUCCCAAUCCAGAGAUUAGUUAUUCGAAAAGUGUCCUGUAACUUUCGUUAUAUAAUAGAUGAAUACUUUGGAAUUAAGGAACUCGCAAUUGAGCAUGGCAACUAUAAACAUCCCUUUCUAGCUCUGAAACUAGAAAAGGGGACCAUCUCUUACAUGAAUUCCCGGAGCACGCGCUACGCUUGCUCCGUGCAAGUUUUGGGCAAAAGAAGGAAAAUGAAGAAGGGAGACAGCGUUGACUUUGUACUCAAUGAUUUGUCGAAUUUGAUGAAGGACAAAGUGUUUAAGCUGGACGCACUGAAAAUCGAAUAUCCUACAUGGAUUUAUAAAGAUAAUUUGGACGUUUUUGUAAGCACAAUACCUUUGAUUCUAAAAAGCGCUAAAAGCCUUCACGUGAAAGAAGUGGAGUUCCGAAGCGGUUGGAGCAUAGAAGAAAUGGCUCAAAUGUUACAAUGUAUUGAAAAAGUGGAAGGUAUUGAAAUUCAUAAACCUGGGCCUCUGGACGCUUUGGUUCCACUGGAUCAAUGGAAAAUGGCAAAAUCGGUGAUAGCUCUUGACAAACAGAGUUUGCUGGAUAUAGGAAAUAUCUUCCAUUUACAUCAAUUUAAGUUACAAUUGGUUCGGAUUUCUAGAGAAGAAUUGGUGAAGAUCAGAGAUGUUCUACUCAAAUCCACCAAUUUCGAAUAUGGAAUAAUUUACCUAGUUGAACACACUACUGAAAACAUUGGAACACUUUUCAAUCCAGAAUAUAACGGUUUGCCAAAUGGAUCAAUGAGAUACAAAACUGGUGAUAAUAACUUUUUCAUUUGUUUCAACUUUCAUUAUUUUGAAAUCAGAAAAUCUGUGGAAAAUACUUAGAAAUGAAGCCUUAAAACUGUUUGUGUA